AUGUGUGUCUAUGGUCUCUCCACAGAGAAGGAUAGAGGUGGGGAACCAAAAAAUGAGGACGGCAAUGUAGAGGACCCUUCUAAGAAGAAGAAGCAGCGGAGACAAAGGACUCACUUCACCAGCCAGCAGCUACAGGAGCUGGAGGCCACUUUCCAGAGGAACCGCUACCCUGACAUGAGCAUGAGAGAGGAGAUAGCAGUGUGGACCAAUCUGACAGAGGCCAGAGUGAGGGUCUGGUUUAAAAACCGCAGAGCCAAGUGGAGGAAGAGAGAACGCAACCAACAGAUGGACCUGUGCAAAAAUGGCUAUGUUCCUCAAUUCAGUGGUCUCAUGCAACCCUAUGAUGAUGUGUAUGCUGGCUACCCAUACAACAACUGGGCUACUAAAAGUCUGACUCCUGCUCCGUUGUCCACCAAAAGCUUCACCUUCUUCAACUCCAUGAGUCCAUUGUCUUCUCAGUCCAUGUUCUCUGGUCCAAGCUCAAUCUCUUCCAUGAGCAUGCCAUCUGGUAUGGGACACUCCGCUGUUCCUGGUAUGCCAAACUCAAGUCUAAAUAACAUCAAUAAUCUUAACAACAUAAGCAGUUCUUCGCUCAACUCAGCGAUGUCCUCAACGGACACAGUUUACAGAGACACUUGUAAUUCCAGUUUGGCCAGCCUUAGACUUAAAUCCAAGCAACAUUCAACUUUUGGAUACAGCAGCUUACAAAGCCCAGGAUCUAGUUUGAACGCAUGUCAGUAUAAUAGUUGA
Molecule: messenger RNA, 750 nt
Organism: Staurois parvus
Lineage: Eukaryota; Metazoa; Chordata; Amphibia; Anura; Ranidae
Source: the annotation of a GenBank genome assembly